Messenger RNA from Chelonoidis abingdonii (Abingdon island giant tortoise), 2793 nucleotides. Lineage: Eukaryota; Metazoa; Chordata; Testudines; Testudinidae. The record is from RefSeq and is a predicted model, not a curated record.
UUUCCCAGUGAGAUACACGAGGUCCAUGAAAUCCACUGAUGGCAGAUCUGUGGUUAAUGAAUGCCCCAAAGUUGCCAAAUGCCCUCUCUUUAUCAGUAGCCUGAUUCAGUCCUCCUUAAAGAGUCUCAUUAACUUCAGUGGACCUUGGAUUGGGCUUCAAAACAGGAACAGACCUCUUAUUUCAGGUGUCUCCGCUACUUAGGACUCUGUCCUACUCCCAUUUUUUUUUCAGUGGGAGUUUUGCCAUUGACUUGAAUGGAGCAGGGUUGGAGCCUUGGGGAGCAUCAGAAGGUUCUGGUAGGGUUUCUUUAAACAUAGUUUUAGCUCUUCUUAAAUGACUGAUAGGUUCUGUUUUUGCUGAUUUUGCCUUUUCUUAAUUACCAGAACAAUUAUGUUUAAAAAAUUUGCAGAGAGAGUUAAAUUUUGCAUCAAUUGACCUUGACGUGAUGCUCCUUUAAUGUUUUUAGGGCUCAAAAAUUAACCAAAAGAUUUAUGUAAAUUUUGUCUUUCUGAUCUCUCCAUUCUGGCUUUUUUGUUUUUUGUUCUAUCAUGACCUACUACUUACUUGGUUCUCCAGUUAUAAUAUUUCAACACUUGGGUUUUUUUCAGCCUUCAGUAGAGAAGAAAAAGUAUUUCCUCUUUGGGAUCCUGUGUGGACUCUCCCUGUUCAACAGGAUCAUUGCCUUCAUCCCUUUCCCACUCGCUAUUUUUAAGAAACUUCUGGAUAAGAAGCCUUCACUCGAAGAUUUGAAGGAGCUGAGUCCUGUGGUAGGAAAGAGUUUGCAGGCAGUUCUAGAUUAUGAGUAUGAUGAUAUUGAAGAGAAUCUUCAGAUACAUUAUUGUGUGUCGUGGAACAACAUCGAAGUAGACCUGAUUCCAGAUGGCAGUUCAAUAGCUGUGAACAACAAAAACAAGAAGGACUUUGUCAACAAGUAUGUGGAUUACAUCUUCAACAAAUCUGUGGAGGUGAUUUAUGAGGAGUUCAAGAGGGGAUUUUAUAAAGUCCUGGACAGAGAGAUACUUAGAUUCUUCCAGCCUCAAGAACUGAUGGAGGUGGCAAUUGGAAACGCUAAUUAUGACUGGAACAAAUUUGAAAAGAAUGCAGUCUAUUGGGGAAUGUAUACUCCAUCACACCCCACCAUCAAAAUGUUCUGGAAGGUUUUCCACGAGCUCACAGUGGCACAGAAGAAGGGUUUUCUCUUGUUUCUCACAGGAAGUGACCGGAUCCCUGUAAUGGGAAUGGACUGUAUAAAGAUAAAAUUCAACCCACAUAUGACUAUGUCUGAAGAUCACAUCCCUGAAGCACAGACCUGCUAUCACAUCCUGAUCCUCCCACAGUAUUCUACAAUAGAAAAACUCCGGGAAAAGCUGCUUCUAGCGAUCGAUAACAAUCGGGGGUUUGGCAAAAACUGAGUUACAAAUAUGCACAACAUGCAUCAGAAACAGAAAUGCUGCCUAUUCUCUUGAUCCUGGAUUCCUUCCUCCAAAAUUCCUAUUGGAAUCAGGCUAGUAGUACAGUCUCUUCCUGAUACAGUAGAAAAACUUUGGAAUAAUGUAAACACCACUUACAAAAAUGGGUUUGUUUGUUUUUGUGUUAAGUCUUCAGUGGCAGUUCCCAAACACCCUUGUUCAGGAGUGUCAGGAUUAUUUAGGGUCUCACUAAUGUGAAGAUACAGAUUAAACCCAAAUAAUAUCUAUAUAAAUUUAAUAGUUUGACUAAGCCUCAGCCAAGCAGAAAAAUGUAGAGCAUAACCUAAAAUAGGGUUUAUAACAGAAACUGUGGCAUGCUCUAAUGCUAAUCUAAAACUGUAGUGCUAUAGGAUGAGAAUUUAACUGCCAUAUAUUGAAAGCAUCUAACCAACAAACUAUAUUAAAUUACUGCUAUAUCACUUAAAUCUCACAUUAAAAAAAUACUCUGACCAUUCAGUGUAUACAUUUUGUAUUGGAAACUCCAUAAAAUAUUGUCGAGAAGUAUGUGGGAAGAAUAGAGAGUAGUUGUAUAUGUUACAAUCAAGUAUUAUUAACCCUGCAUUGUAUUAAAAGACAACUUCAAAAAAUAUAUAUAAAAUAUGAGUGUCAAAGGAAUUAUUUUCUUAGUUUUCAACCUAAUACAAAAUUAUAGUCUGUCUACUGCACCCAGCAGAUCAAACAGCGAGUUCCAGUUUUUAACCUUAACUUUAGUUGUUUGUCAAAUUUCACUAGCUUCAUGACAGCUCUGCCAGUUAUUGAAGCAAUUUUGACCUACUUUUUUUUUUGGUAGCAUCUUAAGGGUCAAAAUUGCCUGGCCUCAUUUUGAUGUUAGCAAGUUGCAAACACUAUUCAAUACAAUGCAGUAAAAGUGACAUUGCAUGUAAAAAGAACAGGAGUACUUGUGGCACCUUGGAGACUAACCAAUUUAUUUCAGCAUGAGCUUUCGUGGGCUACAGCUCACUUCAUUGCAUGUAAAUUAUUCUGACCUAUUUGGUGGUUGGGUGAGCAGGGUGAAAAGAAUGUUAAUGAAGAAAAUACAUUUGAUGGGAUAAAGUUCUGUAAUAUUUGUGCAGUAAUGAUGUUUCUACUGUAUUUAGAUAAAGACAACGUAAACUUUUAGGUCCACAUUAUAUCACUGAUGUUUAAGUAGAAUGCCCCAUUGAAAUCAAUGAGAUCUACUUAGGAAGCAAUUGCGUUACAUGGCCUUUUUUUUUCUUGGUAUUUAGCAGCACAGAAGUCUGAUUUCCUUGGCCUGACUGCUAGUUGCAUGUAGUUUGCUAAUGAAAGUCACGUCAAAUAAAAUUGUAACCCGCUUUUAUUUCC